CACUUGCAACUUCCUCUGCAUAGUUGACGUCUUGUAUCCUUGCCUGGCUGGCCUUCUCCCCCGUCAUCUUCCAUCGUCUCCCGUCAUCACCAACCGUCAGCCUCUCUGCUGAUCUUUGUGGGUGAGUGGAGCAUUCUUUGUCUCUCAAAUCAUGGCGGACGUAUCAGGCAACAUGCUGAAGCGGCCUCACCCCGAGGACGAAGACAAGAACUCACAGAAAAGACCUCGUUCCAAUCAUGGAUCCCCAAUGCCCGCCCAAGGGGCGCCCGCCUCGGGCAAAGUUGACAUCGAGAAGAUGGUGGCCGAAGCAAGAGCAAAAGCAGAAGCUGUGCGUGCUAGACUGCAAGCCGCCAAAGGCAUAUCGCCAUCACCUACACCAGCUGCCUCGAGUGCCAGUCCGACGCCUCCUGCAGCUAGCUCUGCCAUGUCGAGAUUGGAACAGAUGAAGGCUAGAGUCGCAGCUGCUACCGGACGCGCCAACGCUGCAGCUCAGCAACAAAUUGUCCCCACGCCAGCCCCUCCACCUCCUCCGUUCGAAGAUGAAGAUGAUGGCUCGUCGCGAGCUCGAGGUGGCCUGGAUGUUGGACUUCAUCCCGCUUUGCUGGCCGAUACGCUUGAGUACCGCGGCGGAAAAGGACGACAGACUUCACUAUCGAAAAAUCGACGGACUGAAUCCCCAGCUACCGCAGGGAGGCCAGAUCGAGCCGGACUUGAUUUAUCUGGACCGUCUCUGGAAGAUAUCAAGAGCAACCCAUACUUCGACCCGAACCUUGGCCCGAAGGCAACAGUUGCAAAGCCACGACAGACGCGACAGCUCAUCUUCAACCAAAAGGGCAAGUACAUACAGCAGGCGGCUGCUCUCCGUCGGCAGGCCCAAUUGGAGGCUAUGAAGAAGCGGAUCGCAGAGAGAGCACGACAGGCGGGUAUUGAUGAAGACUUGGACGUGGAAAAGGCUUUCCUCGUGCCAGCCCCCCCAGCGAUGGAAUGGUGGGAUGAAGGUCUGGUGGAUGGCGAAGACUAUUCGGCCAUCGAAAAUGACCAGAAUCUCAAGAUUGAUACCCCCGAUUCGAUUAUCACGGUUUACGUCCAACAUCCGGUUCUCCUAGAUCCUCCGCAAGAAAAGCUUUUACCGGCACAGAAGCCCAUGUAUCUUACACCGAAGGAACAGGCCAAGAUCCGUCGCCAGCGCCGAAUGGCAGAUCUGAAGGAGCAACAAGCGAAGAUCCGGCUGGGUCUCGAGCCAGCUCCUCCGCCAAAGGUCAAGAAGUCUAACCUGAUGCGGGUUUUGGGCGAGCAAGCCGUUAAAGAUCCCACAGCCGUGGAAGCACGCGUGAACCGGGAAAUCGCAGACCGUCGUGAGAAGCACGAGACUGCCAAUGCGGAGCGCAAGCUUACGAAGGAGGAACGCCGAGAUAAGCUUGCCAGACAACAGGAGACUGAUGCUGAGAAAGGUAUCUUCAUGACUGUUUAUCGGAUCGAUAGCCUCGCCAACGGACGGAACCGCUUCAAAAUCAGUAAGAACGCCGAGCAGAACGCUCUCACUGGGGUGUGUGUUAUGCACCCUCGGUUCAAUCUUGUGAUUGUGGAAGGAGGCUCUCAUUCAAUCAACAAUUACAGGAAGCUCAUGAUGAACCGGAUUGAUUGGACCGAGAACGCAGGCCCAGGCGCUGUGCGUGAGGGCAACCGGGAAGCCCAAGCCUCGUGGCUAGCUGCUGAAGAUGAGCAAACCGGGGAUCUGAAAGAUCUUAGCUCCAACACAUGUGACCUCGUCUGGGAAGGUCAGGUCAAGGGCCGGGCAUUCCGCAAGUGGCUAGGCGCGCGAAUCUGUGAAACGGAUUCUCAAGCCAAGGAUGUCUUGGCUCGCGCGAAGCUGGAGAACUUCUGGGUUCUGGCCAAGAGCGCAAAACAGAGCGAGUCGUGAAUUCCCGUCCACUUGCAAUACUAUACCAAGACCCAUGGCAUUAUCACGCUUCUUUAAUUCCAAUUAUCUGUAUCAUACACCCUAAGUCUCCUUCAUGGUAACCCGGUAUAGCGUAACUUUUUAUUACCC
Aspergillus sclerotioniger CBS 115572 is the source of this 2050-nucleotide messenger RNA. Its product is annotated as U4/U6-U5 snRNP complex subunit PRP3. The coding region runs from base 152 to 1921 and encodes 589 amino acids. The record is from RefSeq and is a predicted model, not a curated record. Gene Ontology annotation, cellular component: U4/U6 x U5 tri-snRNP complex. Lineage: Eukaryota; Fungi; Ascomycota; Eurotiomycetes; Eurotiales; Aspergillaceae. The transcript is spliced from 2 exons. Gene Ontology annotation, biological process: mRNA splicing, via spliceosome.